CGCCGAGCAGCGUCUCGUAGACGCUCCGUACUUCACUGUCUGGGCGUCCAUCACGACGUGUCUCGAGCACGUGGAGGCACUGUAUGAGGAGGGGGCUGAGUAUCCGCUCUCUGGCGAACAACUACCGCGCAAACGGUCGGUGCCGGCUCUCCGUACAGCAGGGAGAAGCUAUCCAGACUUUUCCGGCUCCUUUUGGAAGAGGGAGAAGUCUUCGCGAGCGGCCUCGAGCAAGUCCGCGCGAUGCUAGAGCAAAAGGCGAGGACAUAAGAGUUUUGGUGCCGAAUGCUGAGUACGGGGACCUGAUUGGCUUCAUGGAAAGCCUCGUCGCUACUUUCUCCCAUUGGUUCUUUUUCAUAACAGACGAGGGGGGCAUGGGGCUGGUACCAGCUGAGCAUGACCGCGCCGAUGGGCAUAGCAAGGAGCUGAUUGUAGCGUUCUGCGGCUUGCCGGGGCUGUACUUGAUAAGAGCUGCUGGGAAAGCGGACACAGAGUUCCAGCUUGUGGGGCCCUGCUACAUGCAGGGGAUGAUGAGGGGCGAGUUUGAUUAUGGGGAUGGAUAUCAGUGGAUUGCGCUUGUCUAGGGGGUUAGUGAAGCAGGCGGGGCACUUCCCACUCCUAGCUUGGAGAAACGACGCGCCAGUCUACUACUUUCGCGGUGCCGUUCGCUAAAGCUUGCUUCUGAGCUUCGGUGCAGCUGGUCCCCGUAUUCCAAAGAGAACACUGCGUUUCCACCGUGCCCGUCGGCAGCUCCUCCCACCAACCCGGCAGCCUCUGCUCCUCAUACCGAACAAAGUCCUCCGUAUCGUGCACAC
Molecule: messenger RNA, 812 nt
Organism: Trematosphaeria pertusa
Lineage: Eukaryota; Fungi; Ascomycota; Dothideomycetes; Pleosporales; Trematosphaeriaceae
Exons: 1
Coding region: 84-581 (165 amino acids)
Source: RefSeq, a predicted model, not a curated record